This is a messenger RNA of Postia placenta MAD-698-R-SB12, 2080 nucleotides long. RefSeq lists its product as hypothetical. The transcript is spliced from 10 exons. The record is from RefSeq and is a predicted model, not a curated record. The coding region runs from base 91 to 1875 and encodes 594 amino acids. Gene Ontology annotation, molecular function: protein phosphatase regulator activity; protein binding. Gene Ontology annotation, cellular component: protein phosphatase type 2A complex; cytoplasm. Gene Ontology annotation, biological process: protein dephosphorylation. NCBI's taxonomy places the organism in Eukaryota, Fungi, Basidiomycota, Agaricomycetes, Polyporales, Adustoporiaceae.
CUCGACCAGAUCCAUCUACGGAUACGUACCACUGGUUCUUGCACCAGACUCCCCGAAAACAUAUUAUAACGUCUCCUUGUAUCGUCUGUGAUGGACCCUGGGUUUUCGGUGGACGACAUUGCACCGAUCGCUAUCCUUAUGGAUGAGCUGCGGUCGGAGGACGUGCAACUUCGCCUAAACGCCAUCCAUCGCAUCUCGACCAUCGCGCUUGCUCUGGGACCCGAACGUGCGCGUGAUGAGCUUAUACCCUUCUUGCAAGAGUCCGUGGACGACGAGGAUGAAGUUCUCCUUGCCCUGGCCGAGGAGCUUGGCAUGAACUUUGAGGAGUACAUCGGCGGGGGCGAGAACGCGCAUGUGUUGUUGGGGCCAUUGGAGAACCUGUGUGCUGUGGAGGAGGCUCUUGUGCGGGACAAGGCCGCCGAGUCCAUAACUAAAGUGUCCGCCGUCCUGAGUCAGGCUCAGAUCGAGCAAUACUACAUUCCUCUCCUGCAACGGCUAUCCCAUGGAGAAUGGUUCACAUUGCGUGUCUCAUCCUGCGCGUUAUAUGCACCCGUAUACGACCGAGUCGCCCCCCCUAUGCAGGACGAGUUGCGAAGAGGCUUCGCUGGUCUUGGGACUGAUGAUACCCCGAUGGUGCGGCGUGCAGCAUCAAAAUGGCUCGCGCCCCUUGUGAAGAAAUUCGCGAAGCAGCACGUUCUCACCGACGGACUCGCCAUAUACCGUAGACUGCAAGCCGAUGAUCAGGACUCUGUGCGUCUUCUGACUGUAGAUGACCUCAUCGCGAUCGCGCAGGCACUCUCCCCUGCGGAGGUGAAGGAACAGCUACUCAAGCAAAUCAGGCAAACAGUCUCGGACAAGAGCUGGAGGGUGCGAUAUAUGGCUGCGAGUAAUUUCAACCAACUCGCAGAAACCAUAGGGCAGGACUUGGUUAGAGAGGAGCUCAUCGGGCAUUACGUACAGCUUCUGAAAGACAACGAAGCUGAGGCCCGUACUGCGGCGGCAGGACAGAUCCCGGCAGGUUUCGCCAAGUUGCUCGAGAAGGAAGUCAUUUUGGCCCGCAUUGUCCCUUGUGUGCGGGACCUUUGCCAGGACAGCUCUCAGCACGUUCGUGCGGCAUUGGCAAACCAGAUUAGCGGUCUUGCUCCGUUGCUCGGCAAGGAUUCCACAAUCGAACACCUACUUCCCCUGUUCCUGCACCUUCUCAAGGAUGAAUUCCCGGAGGUGCGACUGAACAUAAUCAGCAAGCUUGAACAAGUCAACGAUGUGAUUGGCAUCGACUUGCUGUCGGAAAGCUUGCUCCCCGCUAUUGUGGAGCUGGCGGAGGACAAGUCGUGGCGCGUGCGACAAGCCAUCAUAGAGUACAUCCCUCUGCUCGCAAACCAGCUGGGCAAGGCCUUCUUUGAUGAGCAACUGGGCAACCUUUGCAUGUCCUGGCUCGGGGAUAAUGUCUACAGUAUUCGAGAAGCAGCGACGGUCAAUUUAAAGAAGCUGACCGAAGUCUUCGGUGUCGAAUGGGCAAAAAUUCAGAUCGUCCCCAAAGUGGUUGGCAUGGGUCAGCAUCCCAACUACCUUUACAGGAUGACUACUGUCCAAGCUGUUUCGGUCAUCUCACCAUCCCUGACGCUCGACAUCGUCCGAGGCGACAUCAUUGACACGCUGCUUCACUUGUCGAAUGACCCCAUUCCCAAUAUCCGUUUUAACGUUGCGAAAGCCUUGGAGGUCCUGGCGACCACGUUUGGCAACACUCCUGAGGGCCGACAGCUGGUCCAGCAGAAGAUUAUCCCAGCCCUCGAGAUACUGAAGAAUGACACAGACGCCGAUGUGCGAUUCUUUGCCACGCGUGCGCUGCAAAGCGCACAUGGAGUUGGAGCGUGACAGAGCAGUUUGCAAUUCGCCUCUGGGCCACCAUAAUUUGGUCACCACGCCCACAUCUCGAAUCUCGCAGUUUGUUAGGGCUGAAGAACGAUCAGUGUAAUGUAACAGGCUUGUUGUAAAUAUGACCAUUCGUACGAGAAGACACAGUAUUGGACGGUCACACCGACAGCCCGGUUUCGGCGGCAGGCGGCGUGGGCCCAACGCG